Molecule: messenger RNA, 6513 nt
Organism: Linepithema humile (Argentine ant)
Lineage: Eukaryota; Metazoa; Arthropoda; Insecta; Hymenoptera; Formicidae
Gene: Rap2l
Product: Ras-associated protein 2-like
Biological process (GO): Rap protein signal transduction; negative regulation of cell migration
Cellular component (GO): plasma membrane
Molecular function (GO): GDP binding; GTP binding; GTPase activity
Source: RefSeq, a predicted model, not a curated record
AGGCAGGCAGGCGGGCACAGACGAGAGCCUGUGUGUCGUCGUCGUAAGUGCCUGCGUAUAGAGCGGCGCGGUGGGUUCUCCCGUGUCUGUCGUCAUGUCCUGGCAUAGUCGCAUCAUCGUAAUACCGUGGCAGCCUUGCACCGAGGCGGCGCAAGUCGAUUCCCGAUUCGCGUGAUCCCGUCGUCUCUCGUCCGCCAGCAGCAGCAGCCGACCCUGGCGCGCCGUCGAUGCCUUUGUUCGCGGCCGGGAGGUGGACGGACACGAAUUGUCGCGACGACGUAGUGAGGAACGGCGCAAGGACGAAAAACGUGCGGAUGAAAAGGAGCCUGGUUUCGUUAGUCUAGCUAGUAGCUAGCAGUAGUGAGUAGUAGACAAGUGAAGUGUACUCGCGUGAGAGAAGGUGCGAUAUAAUCUUUCUCUCUCCCACUCUCUGUGUCUCCUUCGUCUCUGUCUCUUUUCCUCACUCACUCUUAUUCACUCUCUCUCUCUCUCUCUCUCUGUCGGGUGAAACGGCGCUCCACACCCCGGCGCGGUCCUGGACACGUCUAAGAGAAGGAGACGACGACGGUGUAGAAGGAGGCGCGGAGGAGCCGACGACGACGACGUCGAGAUGCGCGAGUUCAAGGUGGUGGUCCUCGGCUCGGGCGGGGUGGGCAAAAGCGCACUCACUGUGCAAUUCGUGUCCGGUUGCUUCAUGGAGAAGUACGACCCGACGAUCGAGGACUUCUACCGCAAGGAGAUCGAGGUGGAUAACUCGCCGUGCGUGCUCGAGAUUCUCGACACCGCCGGUACUGAGCAGUUCGCGUCAAUGCGCGACCUCUACAUCAAGAACGGCCAGGGCUUCGUCGUGGUGUACAGCCUGACGAAUCACCAAACCUUUCAAGACAUCAAGGCGAUGAAGGAGCUGAUCACGCGUGUCAAGGGUACGGAGCGCGUGCCGGUGCUCUUAGUGGCGAAUAAGCUCGAUCUGGAGCAUCAACGUGAGGUCGGUACCGAGGAGGGUCACCAGCUCGCGCAACUCUGGGGCUGCCCGUUCGUUGAGGCGAGCGCCAAGAAUCGCACUAACGUCAACGAGGUGUUCGCCGAGAUCGUGCGCGAGAUGAAUUUUAGUCCUGAGAAGGAGAAGAAGACCUAUUGCUGUUGCAGCGUCCUCUAAUACUUAAUCAAAACCCUCACUGGCCCAGAUUAUUUACUCGCGGACCGAACUAGGUGAAGAAAAAUUACAGUGUGUACAGUGCUACGGAGAAGAGCUUGUCUCGAGCUCAUCGACGUGUUUCUUCAUCGUCCUGAUGGUUCUCCUCACGGCUUCUUUCUUGACCUUAGGAUGCCUCGAGGGAAAUACAGUGUACAGUGGCUUUCGGGUAUCUUGUAAGCGUGUUUCGUCGGAGAACCUGCCGAAAAAGGUUCUUCCAGCCUUGGGACGUGCUGUGCAUUCGUCAAGGCUGGCUCACAUUGAACGCUGUAUAAUUUUUCCAACGGGGAUUAUGGUUCUCCUUUUUCUAACUUUUGGAAGACCGUCCUACGAGAACGACGGCCGCGUUAAACACAGAUAUUUUAUUAUACGCGAAUAGUAUUAUGUAUGUAAUAUUAUUGUAAUAUAUUAUAUAUAUAUAGAUAUAUAUAUAUAUAUAUACAUAUAAAAUCUAGAUAGAUUUAAGAGAGAGAGAAAAAGAGCGAGCGAAAGGUAGCUUUACCUCGGCAAAAGGACCAAUACUCUGCUCGCGAGAAAGACGAAGGUAUCGAAUACCGCGAAACCAAAACUCAAUAUCGGCUUUCUGCUCAAUUUCAGACAGAAUCGUCGCACGUAGAUCCCGCGUUCUGAUGUAACAAAUCAAGAUUAGGUGCUGAGCCGAAAAUUGAAUACUCGCAGACUUUUGAAGGAAUCACUGUGAUGGUCGAUCUUUCUAGCAUGGUGAUAGAUUCAGCGAUAAAAAGCUAAGCUAACUAAUGUUCGAAUAAAGGUUCAAUUUGCAUGCGAAUGUUACGCAGUCCAUCUGAUUCGAAGAUAGGAAGAUAAAAAAAAAAAAUCGAUAUGGUUUCGAGAGUACUCUUCUCUGUGCAAUUGUUCUGUGUUAAUUUAAGCUAAGGAGGCUGAUUAACGAGCGAGAUGUCAUAAACGUUUUUGUACGAAACGUUUGUUAUAGUGACAUUAGUAUACAGGGUACCUUAUUUGCUUAAUCAUCUGAAAUGUCUUUGUUGCUCUCAAAAUCACAAGGAAGUGUUUCGGAAGCAAACUAUUUAACACGAGGGGCACUCUGAUAAUAACAUUCGAGUUCUUUUCGAGGCAAAUAAUUUGUUUUUGAAACAUUUCAGAAUAUUUCGAGAUAUGUCAGACGAUUAAACGAUCCUGUAUGUCGGUUGUACAGUCUUAACACUGAACUAUUUUACCGUGCGCAAGGGAAGGACACAGAAUGAAGUUUUAUAUACGACACUUUAGUGGUUAACGGAUAACCCAUUUGUUGUGAGAUUUCUUGUGAUCCGUUGUGUAGCAAAUACUAAUGUUUGACUUUCAUUUUGCUUUAAUGUCUGUUUGAUACGCGAUAUUGUACUUGUAAACUCUAAUGCAGGAGGAGUGAGAAAACUAACACGUCUCAAUGAUCACAAAAUUGAAUUUUAAUGAACUAAAGGCCGUAACUGAAAGCUGCUUUUAGUUUGUUAGAAUCUAAGGUCUCAAACUAUAUUAUUAUACGAUGACGGGAAUAUUAGGAGAAACGAUUUCGUAUAAAGUUAGUUAACGUAACAAUGUCAAUCUAAACUUGUAAUUUGUAAGCUUUGUACGGUUUGUACAAGAGUUUGUAUUAUAUAGGCCGCAAGACUGCACACUUGAUCACUAAGAUUGAUGAGUGAUCUUUUUUAACGAGUGAUCUUACACACCAAAAUGAUGGAGCACAAUAGUUUAUUCGUAGUAGAGUUAAAAACAUCGCGUGUGAGCUCACCAAUGUUUCACACUGAUCCCUUCAACUGCAAAAUUACGUAUAUACUUAGUGUUCAUCGCCGAUAAAGCACCAAGAUGAAAAGUAUUGUAAUAGCAGAAUUAUAACUUUUUUUUUCAAGAAUAUUAUUUUUAUCUCUAAGCCUCUAUGUGAAAAAUUAUAGAAUUGCAUUUGAUUAAAAGUUUCUUACAACGUCAUGCAAAGGAAAUUUAGAAAAAUACUAAAAAUGUCCGAAAAUGCAAUUACAAUACUUUUCAUUAUUACCAUUGCAUUCGAAAAAGAAAUAUGCAGACUCUCCGAAACUGUUGUUGAGUUCAUGAAUGUAAAAAGUUGUUGGAUGUAAAGAAAUUAGAGCAAUUAUUCUGCUUCUUAUGAGUGACUCGUGAAAUUGAUCGAGUGUUAAUAUUUUAAAAGUUGCUUUAUAAACUUAUUUUAAAAAUGUUAUGCAAAAUUUCUAUAUAUAUGUUACAGUACUAAUAAAUUGUAAUGUGUUAUCUGCAGUAAUUUUUCAGUAACACAAGCUGUUAAAAUUUGCUUUUAUAUUCUCCUCGAUUCUUUUUAUAUUAAAAAAUUUGAUGAAACCUUUAAAACGAUUUGUCCUUUCGAUGAAUUUUGCGAGUAACUAUAUUAGUAGUAGAUAACGUGUGUAAUUUUUUUUGUGUGAUCAAAAUCGUAUUAUCCGAUGUUAGAUAUCGCUUCUCGAUGAACACAACGUAACAACAGUUACUACAUGUUAUUCAGUUCGGUGCAUUGUCAUACAAACCUUUGGAUGUACCAGGAUUUCUUCCUGAAUUUUUAUAUUCUUGCGGAAUUAAAUGUUUUCCUUUUUCUAAAUUUGAUUUUUAGAGAAACCUCAAGCUAUCUUUCACUGGUGCUCAAUGUGAAUUUGUUAGAUUAAUUUUGUUUUUUAUUCAAAUCGUAUUUAUAAUUUUGAACAAAUUUAGAAUAUCGUAUUUAAGAGACAUCCAAAGGUUAAAUGCAAAACAAGGAAGGAGAACAAGUCGUUCGUUUAAAAUUAAUAUCUUUUUGUUAAUUUAUUAGAAAAUAAUGUCCCGUUUUUGCAACAAGAUAUAUUUUCAAUUUGUUUAAAUCGUGUACGCGCGAUAUUUUCCAACUAAAACUAUGAGAAUUAAGAGUUAAAAAGGACAAAGGAAGAAUGAACUGAUGUACAGUAUUUCUACGAUUGGUAGUUAGAUCGAUCUUAAAUAUUGGAAAGAGAUAUCCGUUCAUAUAUCCUGAGCACAUGUGUCAUUUUGUAUAACGCAAAAACUCGUUUGAUGCAUCUUUUUCUGGAUCCUGUAUUAGGAAAAAAAAAAAAAACAUUAACGAAGCGCCGGAAACUGCGGUCUUAUACUAUCUCGCGGUUUACAGCGAAGAAAGGAAAACAAAAAAGAAGAAAGGCGAAACGUUUCAUAAACCACUAUUUUAUCACAAACUCGUGGAAAAUUCUUAUAGUCUCGCUGUGAUCCCGUAGUCGUAACUCCGCAUCUUUUGUAUAUCGAACAACAAUAAUCGAAGCCUCUUCUCCCGGUUUCGAGCGAAAGGCCUCUUUACAAAGCGUUUUAAUCGUUGUCACCUGACUUCUAUCACACUUCUUGCGUUUUUUCGCCCUAUUUUACAAGGCGACACACACACAUACAUACACUUUUACACAAAGUCCGGAUCACAAAGGACGCAAGGCCGUCAUCCGCCUAGAUAGCUCACCAAGUAUUUAAUAUACUCGAAAAAUCUAUUUAUAUAUUUGUAUAAGCAGAGAGAGAGAGAAAGAGAGAGAGAGAGAGCCGCGUCACAUGUCUCCCACGCGUCAAACUCUCAAUAUUGCACGCGCUAUUUUUCUAAAGCGGCGUCUGAAAAUUUUUAUCGCAAGAAUGGUCUGUGGUAAGAGCGAAUUUAUUUGGAGAGCUAUCGCCGCGGUAGCAAAGCGUCAAGAGCAAAAAAUUGCACCAUGCCUGGAGUCGACCAGCAUAUCAUAUACAUCUAAGGACCAGAAUUGUUUCUAAUCUUCUUCACCUUAUUUUACGAAUCAGUUAUUUUCUUACACGAGGGAAAGGAAAGAUUGAAAAAAGAAAAAAACAAGGAUGACACACCGUGUGUAUACUGUAGCGAUCCGCAGUUCGGAGAUACGUGUGCAUUUGUUAUGCAACCGGGUCACGCACAUAUUAAUAAUUGGAGAAAAAAACAAGAGAAAAUAAGAGCAAGAAAAAAAAACACCACGAUUUAGAUAUGUGUAUAUCGGCCUUUCAGUACUACUACCUGCGUAUCUGAUAUAUUGAGUACGAAAUACGUUAUAUAUUUUUUACAAUGUGAAGAAUCUGUAAAUAUAUUAUAUAGCGAGUCGAAGUAUAUAUAAUAAAAGGUAAUUAUCUUGAAAUUCCGAGGAGAGACGAAAUAUCUCAGAAUGAACAUCUCUUACGGCGAAAGAAAAAAAUGUGCAUUGCGUAACACACCAAGUGCGGUCUCUUUCUUUCAUGCACAGCUGUGCAAAAUGCUUUGUUGUAAUUAUAUGUGGAAAGAUCACGUGGGUAGACGAAGCUAGAAUGCUGGAAUGCAUGCAAAGUUUUCGCUUUACUAAUUUAUCUUGCUGAUUCUUUUCGUCCAUUCUGUAACAAAUUGAGAUAUACAUUUCUGAAGUAUUUUAUAUUAUUAUUCUGUAGUGAAAAAAAAUUGUCUGCUAAUAAUUAUUACUUGAAAAUACCUUCGAUUUAUUUAAAAAAAUAUUAUUGAUUGAAAAAUAUUCGAUGACAUUCUUGAUGAAUUAACUGGACGGAUAAGCAAUCGAUUUAACACGUUUUCUAUGUUGAAUACCAGCAUGAGAAUCUAGUCAUGAACGAAUAAGUCGCGAAGCACUCGUAAAACGCAAUUGCAUUUGCGUUCCUCGACUACUUCCACUUCCGAGCAGAGAAUGAUUAUUGCAAGAAAUAACGCUCUUUGUUUUUCCUUUUCUUUAUCCAAUUGACGAGAUAUUUUUUUUUUUUUUAAGCUUAAAACCGUUCUCCUCGCUCGUUGUGAAAGUACCAAAGGUCUACCCUGAAGAUUUGUCCAUGUGAUAAUUUCAAAAAAUUUAGGCCUUAGUUAUGAAAGAUUUAAAUUUAGAUUGUAGACUGAUGCACAUUUUUUCUUUAUUUACAAUUUUCUUUUAUUUCUUUUUAUUUCCUGACUAUUGUAAUAAUAGCAUUUGACACUAUCGCACAAAUAUAGCAUUAGAAUUCUGAGAUUGAUGACAUGCUACCGAUCGGACAUGCUUCAUCUUGCGAUGAAAAAGUCUUAAUGUAAGUUGUUUAAGUCCACGAAAAAGAGCAUAUGCUUAUAAUUCUACUAUUUUGCUUUAAAUUACAAUGUUUUUGCUGAAGUCAUGUUAAAACUUAAAUUAUUUACGGAAAAUCGGUUUAUAUAAUUAUUCUUAAGCGCAGAAUAUACGCAGCAUAAUAAUAUUCCCGUUGUAAAAAUAUCGAACUUAUUAGGUGAUUAAUCGUAAUUCAGUUUGUACGAUGAUAAAAAUUUGACGUUUGUGAUUAUGGAGAAAGACUCUAUUAAGCUAACGCUCGCAUAUACGUUUUAAAUAAAAUCCUUUUAUAUUUUA